Messenger RNA from Danio rerio (zebrafish), 7078 nucleotides. The record is from RefSeq and is a predicted model, not a curated record. NCBI's taxonomy places the organism in Eukaryota, Metazoa, Chordata, Actinopteri, Cypriniformes, Danionidae.
CGGCAUCGCGACUGCUCAGGGUCUGAGUGUGUAGUUACAGUACUAUCGUGGAGACAUAACAAACGCUGCCCAAUGCGACUCUGUGUUUGUGUGUGGUGAGUGAACCGCGCUGCUGACCGAAUACACAGCUCUAUUUCUGCCGUCUUUUGGUUCUUUCACAGAUACGUCGAAGAAAAGUUCCUUUACAACAAAACGUGAAACUAAAGCAGCAAAAUGGGAAAUGGCUCGAUGAAGCUGAACCCUCUAAAGCAGGUCAGUGGAUCGGCCAAAUCCAAAAACAAUGGAGAAUCAAGCUUGGUCCCUCAAGUCCUCAGAGUACGUGUGGAAGAAUUAGAGACUCAUCUGAAGAAGAAGGAUGAAGACCUGAAUGCCAAAGAGCUUCAGAUCAAGCAUCUGGAGGAGCAGCUGGCCCAGCAGAAGCAGACCCUCUCUGAGAUCUCUGACACGUUAAGGAGCAAGUGUCUCCAGCUCAACAAGCUUCAGGACGCUCUGAAGAGUCAAGGGGAGCUGGGCCUCCUGCCCUCACCCCUCAAGGAGAAAGUCAGUCAAGGUCUCACAGGCCUGCUCAGAGAAACACUCAACAGGAGAAAAGGAGCAAAAGCUGGAGUAUCAGCAGAGCCUUCAUCCAGAACGUAUGAUUCCAGUGGGAUUCCAAAGUUCUACUUCGAGAGCGCACGAGUCUGGAAAGAGCAGAGUGUAAAGAAGCUCCUGACAGAUGCUCUGAAUAAGAACCAGUAUCUGAGGAGACUGGAAGUGCAGCAGGUCAAAGACAUGGUCGAAUGUAUGUAUGAACGGACCUACCAGCAGGGAGAGUAUGUCAUCAAACAAGGAGAGCCUGGAAACCACUUGUUUGUGCUUGCAGAUGGCAAGCUGGACGUCUAUCAGCACAACAAACUGCUCACAUCAAUAGCAGUCUGGACCACGUUUGGUGAACUGGCCAUCUUGUACAAUUGCACCAGGACUGCAUCAGUCAAAGCGGCCAGCAAUGUGAAGACAUGGGCUCUGGAUCGAGAAGUCUUCCACAACAUCAUGCGCAUGACUGCCGAGGCUCGACACGAGCAAUACCGCAACUUCCUGAGAAGUGUUUCACUUCUUGCCAGUCUUCCUGGGGACAAGCUAACAAAGAUUGUGGACUGCUUAGAGGUGGAGUAUUAUAAUAAAGGAGAUUACAUCAUCCGGGAGGGAGAGGAAGGAAACACCUUUUAUAUAAUUGCCAAUGGAAAGAUUAAAGUCACACAGAGCACACAGGAUCAUGAAGAGCCUCAGAUCAUCAACACCUUGGGGAAGGGGGAUUAUUUCGGAGAGAAGGCCCUCAUCAGUGAUGAUGUGAGAUCUGCAAAUAUAAUCGCAGAAGAGGAUGGUGUGGAGUGCCUUGUGAUCGAUCGAGAAACUUUCAGUCAGACUGUUGGAACUUUUGACGAGCUUAAGAAGUAUCUUCAGAGCUAUGUCGAUAGUUUGGCACGAGAUGAUAAGAAAAGAAAUGCUAAGAGGUCAGGAAGCUGCACUCCACCCAACACACCAGUGUCACAUGACAUGAUCGAGCUAAAGGAGAGAGAGAGCAGCUUUGCAUCCACUAUACCCUUCACCUGCCUUGAGGCUAUUGCCACUCUGGGAGUCGGAGGCUUUGGCAGAGUUGAACUGGUGAAACUGAAGAAUGAAAAUGUGACAUUUGCUCUAAAAUGCAUCAAGAAACGGCACAUUGUGGAUAACAGACAAGAAGAGCACAUUUACUCUGAGAGGAGGAUCUUGCUGGAGACAAACUGUCCUUUCAUUGUGAAAAUGUAUCGCACAUACAAAGACAACAAGUAUGUGUACAUGCUGCUGGAGGCCUGUCUGGGUGGAGAGAUUUGGAGUCUUCUGAGGGACAGGGGGAGUUUUGAAGAGUACACUGCAAAGUUCUGCGUGGGCUGUGUAACAGAGGCUUUUGACUAUCUGCAUAAUAAUGGCAUCAUAUACAGAGACCUAAAGCCUGAGAAUCUGAUGCUGGACACAGAUGGAUACGUCAAGUUGGUGGAUUUUGGCUUUGCCAAGAAGCUGAAGUGUGGCCAGAGGACAUGGACAUUCUGUGGGACUCCAGAGUAUGUGGCGCCUGAGAUCAUCCUCAAUAAAGGCCACGGGCUUAGUGUCGACUUCUGGUCUUUAGGAAUCCUGAUAUUUGAACUUCUUACUGGAAGCCCGCCUUUUACUGGCUCAGAUCAGAUGAUUAUAUAUACAUUCAUUCUGAAAGGAAUUGAGAAGAUGGACUUCCCGAAAAAGAUCACCAAGAGGCCAGGUGACCUUAUUCGAAAGCUGUGCAGACAAAACCCUUCAGAGCGACUGGGCAACCUGAAGAAUGGAAUAACUGAUAUUAAAAAGCACAGAUGGUUUACAGGUUUUAGCUGGAGUGGUCUGAAAGCCCGAAAUCUGAUAUCACCACUUAAAAGAGAGGUGAAGGGACCCACUGACCACAGUUACUUUGAUAGUUAUCCUCCUGAAGAAGAAAUCCCUCCAGAUGAAAUGUCAGGCUGGGACACAGACUUCUAACUGACCCCCUGAUGCACCCAUGUGUUCAAACAAAACUCUUGUGCCAUUUGUCAUUUGCUAGCCUUUCUUCAGCUGAUCCUCAGCCCAUGACGCCAACAGAAGCAGUUCAUGUGCCCCAACAAUGAACUCCUUGACUGGAGGGUGAAGAGCAGAGGCGGAGAGACAUAAGAAACAAAUUGUUUCGCUGUCUUCAUGUUCUCAUGCAUUGUGAUGGUAAACAUAUUUGACAGAAGCUGGACCACUGACAUGUCAUAGCAGGAUCAGCCUGUGAGAAUGAUGGGAUCGUGGAGGAUGGUGUGAAACCAUUGGUAAUAUUUACUUUUGGACGUGUGGAGAGGUCUGUGGUUUGACAGGAAGGUGAGAUGUUCCUCGUUUUAGAAGAGCUGGUGAUGUCAUGUAUUUGAGGUGCUGAAGGUAAUAACCACCCGCGACUGUGACCGAAUGCCCUGAUGAGCUUUCAAAGGUUACCCUCAGCGGGCGAAAGGCGUCUAGAGUCUAAAGGCCUGAUCACACCAAGGAUAAUAACUUAUAGUGCUGAUGAUAAAGAUAUGGCUUGAAAAGUCACUCCAGAUAUAAUGAUUACAGACUAAACUAUGACAAAAGCAGAGGAAAGAUAUGUUUAAAAUUUAUUUUAAGGCCCAAGUAUACUUCAAAUUAAAUAGUUCAAAUAAAUAGUUCAAAACAGCUCACCAAAGUCCUGAGUCGUGGCUGGGCUCUGCGGACUGCCACCGACUUGCAGUGCCGGUGUUCGUACCGAUAAAAACAUAUGCUUAAAAUUCUAAAAUGUAUUGUGCUGCAUGGUGCAAUGCAGCUCGUUGUGGAGUGGCGCAUCCGAUGUGCGACCCCCUUUACAUUCAGUGUCUAUUUGCAGCAAAUAAAAUACAAUGUAAAAAUGUGGCAUGUCUUGGGGGCACUUCACAUCUGAUCUCAUCUCUCUCAGCUGCCAUUAUUGUUGUGUUGUUUACACACAAGGAGCAUGACACAUUUACCACCUUGCCUACUGCAACACAAUGUUCGAAAACUUUAUACCGUCUCACAACCUUUUUGAACUUGAAUUUGCCCCCCAACGAGGAUGGAAAAAGAACUACAUUUCAAGUAUACAGAGCCCUUAAGAACUUUUUCAGGACAGCCAAUCAGAAUCCAUCCUGCUUUUCUUAGUGUUCCGCAUGGGUACUGCAUAGACCUUUUUCAUAGAACGUAAAAUUACCCAUUAUGCUUUGCGUGUAUGUGGAGGGAGGAUGCUUCGAAUUUCGGUCGGCAGCUUUAUGCGUAUAGAGUCAAAUUUGGAUUGCUUUGAAACUAUAGUUUUUUUAAUCGAUUUUCAUUGCUUUUAUGGUCUUUUAAACUGAUACCGCUGUUGAUUAGCACCACCUUCUGGACUGAUAAUCUAAAAAAUACAAUCUAAUAGGAAUGUAAAACAAGUCAUCGUCAGAUGGCAUCUUGUGCCACUUAAAUGGAGCCUCAUCACUAAAGUCAACAUUUUCUUUUUUUAUAUAUAUAACCAACCCAAACAAACACACUAACACACUGAAAGAGUGGCACAAAGUGAAAAUAAAGUGGCAUUUUGAAAUGACAGAAAAUCACUUGGUAAUCCAACAGCCAGCAGAGUAUCAGUAAGAUACGUUUUAGAAGUUUCAUGCCAGUAAUAUGGUUUGCUCUGUAAUACAGUGAUGUAUUGUGUGUUAUGUGUGUGCGCGCAUUGAGCACAGUAUAACAGAUGACUGGUCAGGAACACUUACUCUGUAUUUCAACAUCUUAUCUGACAGAUAAGAAGUACAGUAUAACAGUAUUUACAGUAUAACGGCUAACACACAUCAUUCAAAAUCAAAAAAGUUGUGCAUUGCAAAAACACUCCAUAAUCCACUCAAAAUGGUAUUGACAAUCCACUUUUGGAUCGAUAAUUACCAGUCAAAAAAUGCUGUAAACGGAAGUUCUAAGCAUCCUACAGGAAGACAGUGGUCGCUAUGAGUCUCCAUGCAGCAAUAAAGAAAAAGGUCUAUACUGUAGGUGCGCCAGUGUUCAAUGAUAUGCAGUAUAGGUCAAUUGGAUAAAGUAAAUUGGACAUAGUGCGUCUGUGUGUGUGUGUUUGAGAGUGUAUGGGUGUUUCCCACCAUUGGGUGUUGUAAAGUAGUGCACUCAGUGCAGGGUUUUGGCAGGAAGGGCAUUCACCAGUAAAGCAUGUGCCAGGGUAACUGGUCAAUCAUUGCAGUGGCAACGUCUGAUAAAGUAGGGGAUAAGCCAAAGGAAAAAGAGUGAGUGUAUAUACUGUAUAUUGCAUUGGUGUUGAUGCUAUAAAUAUUUUUAUAUGUAUUGUUGUUGGUGUGAACGAGCCUUUGGGUCUAUUCACCUGAAAAUGAAAUAUUCAUUUAUUCACCCCCAGGCCAUCUAAUAAAGGUUUUCAAAUCCAGGGGCACAGGAUGAUUUAAGGAAGUGCAAUAACAUUUAUUAAUGGUCUUUUAAUUACAAUAUAACAACAACAAUUAGGAUAACUUUUGAUUGAAUCUACAUUAAAAUAGAUGCGAAACAAAUAAUAAAUCUUCGUCACCUGACGCGCACGUGCUAUCACGCUUUUUAACAUGGCGCAUAGUGAGGACAAUAUUUUCAUAGCCUACAUUCCAAACAAAUUCAGACUUUCCAAAAAUUACUUGAACUGCGGCAGCUUCGACUCAAAUCCUGAGGCUCCCUGUUCCGACAAUGAUAUAACAUAUUGAAGAAACUGAUUUAUCCCAGAAAACGACAGCUGACUGUUACUGAUCCAGUAACACUUGGAUGCACGAACGGGGAAUUUCUCUCGCUACUUUCUCGUUAAGAAGUUCAGUGAGUUAAAAGACAAGCGGUUCGUCGACUACCGCAUUUGAUUUUGAAUACUUAGAUUAAAUUGCUGGACUAUUUUAACCCCUGAAGAACAGUAAGAAAUGCUGCAGCUGACCUGACGGCAUGUUGAAAAACUCGCAACAAAUAGUAAAAUGGAUCAGUUUGUUUUUCCACCGUGUUUCCGAUAUGGAACAAAGGAAGAGUUUCAUUGCUACUACUUUUUAUAAACUAUAGUGACCUAAAAGUGUAAAACUGGACUCUCAGCCAGGCUUAACCAGAAUGAAGAGGAAACAAGUCGAAUGCUUUUCUGGACAUGCGUUUUGCUCUGACGCCCUGGUUUGGGAUCAAAAUAAGCAGGCCCAUCAGGCCAAUUAAUGUAAGUUGUUUAUGCACACACAUGCGUGUAUGUAUGUAUAUCCAUUGUAUGUAGCCUAAAUGUGUGUAAAAUGCAGUUGAAUAUGUGCGUCGCCGUCAGUUUGAAAAGAAAAAAAAGGGCCGCAGUCAAAAAAGUUCGAAAACCACUGAUUUAAUAUGAUGCAAAGCAGGAUUGAGGUAACGUUGGUUUUAUAUAUUUAUAAUUCGUUCAGUGACAACUUGUGACAUACAAUAUUAUGCAAGUAUGACUUGAAAGCAACAUUAGCACUAUUUAAUUGACUGUGGAGAAGGCUGUACUUUGUGUCAUUGGUUGCUUAUAUGAUUUUACUAUUUAGAAUUGUCAAUGAAUAUUUUUAUGAAAUUAUAUUAUUAUGGAGAAAGUCUAAAUGUUUGAAUAUAAAACCAAUUUUACCUCAAUCAAAGCAGGUGACUUUUUUUGUCAACAAAACAAAGAACAUUCUCACUGAAACCGUGCUCACUGAUGAUGACUCGUACAAUAGAAGGAAACAGCUGAUGACACUUUUACAGUAACAAUGAAGCAUGCGGGCUAAAUUAAAAAUAAUUUUAACCCCGACUCCUGGUCAUAACUUGACACCUUAUGAAAGAACUGCAGAGAUUAGAAAGAACAGAAAGAACGUUAUUUACAUUAUUACCUUCAACCAACAGCCCUUAAAGGGUUCAAAGGUUAUAAUAAACCUGUAAAUAAUCUUGUAAAUAAUCAAGUUUCUUGCACAAACCAAUAAUUUAGUUUCAGAUCACAGUGUCUCAGCUAAGGUAAUCUUGGAUGGCUUGAGGUUGAGUAAAUUCAGUUUAGUUUUCAUUUUUGGGUGAAGUGUAGGCUAUACGAUGACUCUAAUCUGAGCCAAAUAUGUUUGUGUUCAUGUUAUACUUGAUGUUUAGUUAUUUUAUUGAACUGUGUAAUUUAUAGGUGUAAGAAUUUAGAUUUAUUUGAGUCUUCCCAGCAGAUUCUGAAAGAAAUUUAAAAUUUAUUUGGAUUUCAUUAAGUCAUGUAAUAAAAAAAAUGUAAUAAAUAUGUUCAUUUCUUAAUGUUUGUAUGCAGAGCAUUUCAAAUCCAGCGGUUAGUGCACACACUAGUGAUUUGUAGCUAUUAAAUAAUCGACUGAUGUUAGUGUGGUAACCUUCCAGAAAUUAUCGACCCAUUAAGCAAUUUACAUCAUGUUCCAUGAUGCAACGGUCUCAGCAUAAUUUCUGAUUGCAUAACAGUGCAGUCGAUAUUCAGUAAAGCUCUGCUUUAAAGCCAGAGGGCUUUAACCUCAUGAUAAAUAAACACAAGGCUACAUAAUUCUUAAAACUUUAUUGAGUUUUCCUUGCUAAAAAGGGAUCCUUUCAACUCGGGAGACGUGUU